This is a messenger RNA of Symbiodinium sp. CCMP2592, 3027 nucleotides long. The record is from the annotation of a GenBank genome assembly. Lineage: Eukaryota; Dinophyceae; Suessiales; Symbiodiniaceae.
AUGGAGUUUAUCUUCCUCAAGCUGGCACAGCUCGAGACUGUCGUCGAGCUUCAGCAGGUGGAGAUCCAGGAGUUGAAAGCUUGCGGAGCCUGCACGAAGCAUCAGAGCAGCAGCGCCGUGGAGGCGAAGGCGAAGGAGUCCGCAGUGGAGGCCCAGGCUAAGUCUCGUUCUCGUUCCCAUGCGCCGUUGGAGGUGCUGAAGCGCGUCCUGCGCAAGCACGACCGGCAACUUGAGAAGCGCGAGUUUGCCAGCGCUGCCUCGGAGCCGGAGCUGGUGGACUCCGGCCUGGAUCCCAAGGAGUCUGCGGCUUCGUUCAUCGGCAAGAGCGCCACAGACUCCGCAGAAUUGGCAGUGGAUCAUCUUCUUUCGGGCUGGUACGAUAUCGGAUUUGGGCACAACUGCGCAUGGUCCGCGCCCGGACUCGAGAUUUCCAAAGAGAAAAUCAAGAUGAGUAUGGGAAGGCAGAAAUGCGAGCUGAAGAUCACAGGCAACACUUACACAAUUUUCGACUUCAAGUUCGAUGCUGUGGAAGUGCAUUGGCCUGAGCCACUCAAAUCGAUCAUAAGCAUUCUGGACUGCAGUGGCAAGGACGCAAUCCAAUGCUUGGGGAUCGACAUAAUCCAGAAGGUCCCGCCUUUUAACUUUUUGGCCAAAAUGGAUAAACUGCUAGUGGAAUUCAUCCAGGUCUUUGCCAGGAUCGCUUCAAGCAUGGCCAAGACGGUUACGCAGGGAAAGACGUCCAUGAUCCAAGCGGCUGUGAGAUCCGAGUUCCCAGCCGUGGGCGCUGCACCGGUGCUGCACCACUCGGCGAGCAAUCUUCAGAUCCGCACGCACACUCAGCAGGCGCACUCGCAACAUGUGCUUUCUAGGCGAAAGCGGGAGAUGUCAACGCUGCAGCAAGCCCCUGGCGACGGUGACGAUGACGAAAAAAAACUGCCGAGGAUAGUCUCGGUCGGCUUCACCGCAAGCGAUGCAAGCUACCGUUCCAAGCUUAUCACGCAGUUUGGUGGAAGCGAGUUUGACACGAGUUCGUGCUUGGCUUUUGCACCUAAGACUAGGUCCGGCAGAAACAACAGGACCAGAAUGAAGGAUUGGCAGGUGAAGGGGGACCCAAAUGGGUUUAUUCAGCUUGAACCAUUUGCCUUGCCCUGCAGCCCCACGUUUCUGCUAAACCACUGGGACAAGUGGGAGGGCUACUCCGUUUACGGCUGGAACCUACCUGUGGAGAGGUGUCUCAGCGUCAGCUACGGAUGGGCUAUGGACCCGGUGCUUUCCUUCGCAGCAGGCUUGAGCUUCUCCUUCCUCAAAGAGUUCUUCUCGUUUGGUUUAUCGAUUUGCUGGCCCGACUUCAUGCCCGGCGGCUUUCACGUCACCUCCGUAACUGCCCAGGCGCGUUUCUUGGGCACCAGGGUGGCAAGCAUCACCUUCCGCAACACGCGCUUCCGCUUCCGCCCGGAUAUCCCUGACCAACGGGAUAACCACGUGACUUUCGGCUCAGCCAUGAUCCCGAUGGGACUACCUCGUGAUAGCAGAUUUCAGAACACCCGAGGCUUGGACCCAUUCCCGAGGUCCUGGCUCCAAAACGCCAGCAACACGCGGCAUGCACAGAACAUCUCUCAGACAGACUCCGAGGACGACGCGGGGUGGGCCACGCACGUGGAGGACCUCUACUUGGCAACCGUAGAGGUGGCAGAUGGCUUCAACAUCACGAAGACCUCAGAGUUGCGAGGCGAAGAGGUGUUGCACCGCAUGGCGGCUAUGAGUGUCUUGCAGGAUAGCGACAGUUCUUCGGGGAAUUUCCACCAACUCUUCAAGUUCAAGGUCUCUGGGUUGGUCAGCUUUGACAUCCAAGGCCUGUUGGAGGACAGCAAGAUAGACCUCGUCACAUCUUUCAAGUUUGGAGACUUUGGAGUAGACUCAGGCAGGCUUAGACUCUUUGACAUUGCCGACCUGACGCGGGACAUUCUGACCUCUAUGAAUCUCCCAUCCAGCGAGAUUGACAAGGCCGUUAGCGCCAUGAGCAACAUCACGAACAAUGACGUCAUCAAGCGUGUGCCGCCCCCGAUGAUAAAGCCCGGCAACCAGAUCGCACUGAAGAGCAAGCUACACCAGCGCUACGUUCGUAUGUCGCCCACUGGUGUGGACUCCCAAACCCAAGACACCAACCAAGAUGCGGACGAUCUAACUUGGGAGCGCUUCACGGUCGUAGAUGCGGGGAAUGGGCUGAUUGCGCUGCACUGCACGGCACACAACCGCUUCGUACGAAUGACGGAUAGCAAGGUGGAUGCGAGUCCAGUCCGAGCAAUCUCCGACUUAACUGCGGACCAGCUUUGGGAGCGCUUUCGAGUUGUCGAGCUGGCCAAGAAUCAGAUCGCCUUGCACAGCCCUGCCCACAAUCGCUUCCUCAGCGUGUCGCACGAAGGAUUCGUCUCCCGCAGCGGGCAGACGGCUUGGAACCAGCUGCCGGCAAAUUGGCAGUGGGAGCGUCUCAGCGUGGUGCCGCUGAACACUGCCCUCCAGCCCGGCAACAUGGUUGCCCUGCACAAUGCCCAAGUCCGAAGGUUCCUGAACAUGGGCCACCAGGGCGAUAUGGGUUGCAGCGGGCAUUCUUCUGGCGCAAGCCUCCCAGGCAGCUGGACUUGGGAGCGAUUCACAGUUGUGGAUGGUGGGAACGGCACGAUUGCGCUCCACAGCGUCUCCAUGAACCGCUUUGUGAAGAUGUGGGGCAGCGACAUGACUGGGAGCCCUCUUCAAGAUGCCAGCCCUUUGCCAAGCAGCUUCACGAGCGAGAGAUUUUCCCUGAGGUACUUCCCAAGCUCAGGCGGAGAAGACGUCGCCUUGCACAGUGCGAAGCACAAUCGCUUCGUCCGCAUGACGGAGAGUGGGGGCUGGUGUGGGGUCGACACCAGCGCCCAGACGAACUUGCAGGACCUGCCCUUAGACGAUGCGCAGUUGAAGUUCAAGGUCUUGAAGAUCGAUGGCCCUACCAAAGCCAGCGAUGCCGUGUACUCCUUCGAUGCCCUCUGA